AUGGGUCGUCGAUCUAGAUCGCGUUCCAGAGAGCGAAGUCGCAGGAAAAAAGAUCGAAAGCGAUCUCGCUCAAGGGAGCGAGAGCGAAAAAGAUCCCGUGAUCGGGAGCGACGAUCCCGUUCGCGUGAAACUGAAAGAAAGGAGCGCAAAGAGCGUGAAUCAGUGAAAGCACCGUCGGAAGUAAAACCCAAAAAAGAAGAGCCCGAUAUAAAGCUUGAAAAAUCUUCUGGUGUUGCAGAAGCGCCGAAGAAAUCUCGAUUCUCUGGAGGUCUUGAAGCCUGGCGAAAAGCACACGCUAUUGAUGCGGCAAAGAAAGCCCAGAUUGCUGGGGAGAUCAAGGAAGAGGUGAAAAAUGAAGUACUGGCACCGAACAAAGUUGAAAUUCCUGGAUUUCCCAAGGCCAUGAAGGGCGUGAGUGUUUUCAAGCCAGAACCAAAGAAGGACGAUGGCGACUCGUUCACAGAUGCUGACAUUUCUGAACGCUUCGAUCUUGCCAAAUUGGCACGAGAGACCAUGGAGCGAAGAAAGAAUGUCGAACGCUGGAGAAGAGAACAGAAGCGAAAGAUUGUCCAUGAAGUAACAGAAGAUAUCCGGGAAGAAAAACGACGUCAGAGACGACAACAACUUCAUGACAAGUCGAAUCCUUGGGUCGAGGACGGAGAAUCAGAUGAGGAAGCGGAAGAUGUUCAAGUUCAGACGAAGAAAAACGAAGACGAUAAGAUGCAAGAAGACGAAGAUGAAGAUCCCCUUGAUGCUUUCAUGUCGAAUCUUAAGGAGUCAAUGGGCAAGAACUCUGGAAUUGUCAUGGAAGAGAAAAAAUCCGCUGAAUCUAAAGUUUCUCACGUUGUCGCUUCUCGAGUUAUUGCUGAAAAGCCAAAAGGUAGCGGUCGUGGAGACCUUAUCGAGGCGAACCAAGAUGAGCCAGAAUACAGCUCAGAAGAAGAAGAUGAAACUCUUGGCGAUACUCUUGUCUCAUGGACUCAGAAACAGCGUAAACUCCUUGAGCAAAAGAUUGACCACGGACAGAUAAAUUACGAGGUCUUCAAGAAAGCAUUCUACACCGAGGUCCCUUCCAUCGCGAAAAUGACACCAGAAGAGGUCAAGCUCUUGCGCGCGACCGAGCUUGAUGGAGUGCGCAUUCGUGGAAAGAACUGCCCAAAACCUAUCAAAACUUGGGCACAGUCGGGCUGUUCCAGCAAAGUUUUAACGCUGCUCAAACGAAUGAAAUUCGAAAAGCCAACUCCCAUCCAAGCACAGUGUCUGCCAGCGAUUAUGUCCGGAAGAGAUGUCAUUGGAAUCGCAAAAACAGGAAGUGGUAAAACCCUGGGUUUUCUCCUUCCUAUGUUCCGUCAUAUGGAACAUCAGCGUCCUCUCGAAAAAGGGGAAGGGCCUAUUGGUGUAAUUAUGACUCCAACUCGUGAAUUAGCGAUCCAAAUCACAAAAGACUGCAAGAAAUUCGCGAAUCAUAUGAAAUGGAGAACGGUCUGUGUCUAUGGCGGCACCGGUAUUUCCGAGCAGAUUGCGGAACUCAAAAGAGGAGCAGAAAUUAUUAUCUGUACACCCGGGCGAAUGAUUGACAUGUUGGCCGCGAAUAAUGGCCGAGUCACCAAUCUAAGGAGGUGCACUUACUGUGUUCUUGAUGAAGCAGAUCGUAUGUUUGAUAUGGGUUUUGAACCUCAGGUAAUGCACGUAUUAAAUUCCGUAAGACCAGAUCGUCAACUAGUCAUGUUCUCGGCUACAUUCCCUCGCUCCAUGGAAGCCCUUGCGCGUCGCAUCUUGACAAAACCCCUCGAAGUAACUGUUGGUGGAAAAUCUGUUGUUUGCGACGAUGUCGACCAAAAUGUCGUUGUUCUCAAUGAUGAAGACAAGUUCUUGAAGCUCCUCGAGCUGCUUGGCCGAUACCAAGAGAAAGGAUCAGUAAUUGUUUUCACUCACAAGCACGAAGUGGCGGAUGCACUCUUGAAAGAGGUCCUAAAAGCAGGUUAUCCUGCACAAGCUCUUCAUGGCGGCAUGGAUCAGUAUGAUCGAGAUUCUGUCCUCAAUGAUUUCAAAAAGGGAGUUUCAAGUUUAUUGAUCGCUACUUCUGUUGCUGCUCGAGGAUUGGACGUUAAGAAUUUGAUUCUUGUCGUCAACUUUGAUUGCCCAAAUCAUUAUGAAGAUUACGUCCAUCGCUGUGGCCGAACUGGUCGCGCUGCGUUCACUUUUCUUACCGAAGAAGAGGGAAAAUAUGCUGGUGAUAUCAUAAAAGCGCUUGAAAUGUCGAAAACUGCUAUACCAAAGCCCCUCGAAAAUCUUUGGGAAAGAUACAAGCUUGAUCAGGAGAGACUGGGCAAAACGGUUCACAAAAGCUCUGGGUUCUCUGGUUCAGGAUUCAAAUUCGACGAAGCUGAAAAACAGAUGGACAAAGAUAGAAAAAAUAUGCAAAAACAAGCUCUCGGCUAUCAGGAAUCUGAUGAUGAAGAUGCAGGAAAUGUGGACAUUGACAAGCAGAUCGAGAUGACUUUCAAGUCGAAGAAGAGUGUCAAGGAAACAGUUGUUGGUGCAGAUGAGCAAGGAGAAAAAGCUGAUGUCGGACGAGAUAAUCAACAGAAGCUGGCGCAGGCAAAGAAGAUGGCGGAGAAAAUCAACGCUAAGCGUGGAUCGAAUCAGUCAGAGACUCAGCAAACUGCCCAGGCUGUCAUGAACGGGCAAGAUCUCAAACCUAUCGCGGCACCUCAAGUUUCGAACAAACUCAUUGCAGAUCAAAUUGCUGCAAAACUGAAUGCAAAGCUGUGUUAUGUUCCGAUGGAGCGACCAGAUGGAACUUCGGGAGCAACACCUCUCGAAGGAAUGUACACGACAACUUACGAAGAAGAGCUUGAAAUCAACGACUUCCCACAGAGCUGCAGAUGGAAGGUCACAAGUCGCGAAGCAAUUGGAAAUAUUACCGACUAUUCUGAAGCUGAAGUGCAAAUUAGAGGCGUUUACUACCCCCCUGGAAAGGAACCUGGCGAGGGCGAAGAACGAAAACUUUACCUCCUUAUCACCGGCCACACUGAGCGUGCAAUCCAAAUGGCCAAGGGAGAGAUCACUAGGAUAAUUAAAGAUGAAUUCACACGACUCCAAACAAGUUAUCAAGCGCCCAAAGUCGGCCGAUUUAAAGUUCUGUAA
Molecule: messenger RNA, 3150 nt
Organism: Oikopleura dioica
Lineage: Eukaryota; Metazoa; Chordata; Appendicularia; Copelata; Oikopleuridae
Source: the annotation of a GenBank genome assembly